GUUUGGGGACGAUGAGGAGGUACCCGGAGGUGGAGAUGGAUGUGGAAGACGAUGAAUUCGCCAAGCUCAUUAGGAGGAUGAACCCUCCGAGGACUUUCCAUUUUUGCUUGUGAUGCGGUGCUAAAGUUUCUGUUUGGAAGAGAUGAGCAGAUAUGGUUUUUCAUUUCUGCUUUGUUUAUGGGGAGAUGAUUGGGUUUGCUUUCCUAGGAAUUUCUUGCUCCUUCUCCUCUCCUGUGUGGCUUUUCGUUUCUUCCUCUUAUGGUUGUGAUAGAUAAUGAUUCUUGCGGUGAUGCAACAGUUAUUAGAGUGGAUAGUGUCAACAAGCAUGGGAUUCUGCUAGAAGUUGUUCAAGUCCUCACUGAUCUGGACCUUGUCAUCAGAAAGGCCUAUAUAUCUUCGGAUGGAAGUUGGUUCAUGGAUGUAUUUAAUGUGACCGACUGCGAUGGAAACAAACUGUGGGAUGAGGAGAUCAUCUCCUACAUUAAAAAGUCCCUGGAGUCAGAGGCUUGCUUAUUCCCCAAGCUUCAGAAUUCAGUCGGUAUAAUGCCGUCAACAGAGGACACAUUAAUUGAGAUAACAGGCUCCGACAGGCCUGGAUUGCUAUCCGAAAUAUGCGCUGUUCUUGCAACCCAGAUGAGUCAUGUGGUGAAAGCUGAGCUAUGGACACACAACAACAGAGUUGCAGCAGUGCUUCAUGUCACCCAUGAGUCCACCGAGGGAGCAAUCGAAGACCCCCAACAGCUCUCCACCCUCAAGGAGCUCCUCUGCAAUGUUCUUAGAGGUGAUCAUGAUCCAAGGAUGGGGACGAUGACCGUGUCGAUGGGGCUCACCCACACAGAGAGGAGGUUGCAUCAGAUGAUGUUCCAUGACCGGGAUUAUGAGAGGGUUGAAGUGAAAGAAGCUGUGGGGAAUAAAUCUAGACCCCAAGUCACUGUGAUGGACUGUUCCGAGAAGGACUACACUGUGGUAAUCUUGAGAUCCAAGGACCGGCCCAAGCUUCUGUUUGACACCAUUUGCACACUCACAGACAUGCAGUAUGUUGUGUUUCAUGGGACUGCCAGUGCAGGAAAGGAAGAAGCUUAUCAGGAAUACUAUAUAAGACAUGUAGAUGGCCUCCCCAUAAGCUCAGAGGUCGAGCAACAGCAUCUGAUUCAGUGUCUUGAGGCAGCUGUAGAGAGAAGAGCUUCAGAUGGUCUCGAAUUGGAGCUGAAGACAGAGGACGAAGUUGGCUCUCUCUCAGAGAUCACAAGGGUAUUCCGAGAGAAUGGCUUGACCAUCAGAAGAGCAGAGAUUUCGACCGAGGGAGGCAAAGAAGUAGACACCUUCCAUCUUUCUGAGACAUCAGGCAACCCUGUGGAUGCCAAGACGAUCGAUUCGAUACGCAGACAGCUCGGGCAGACGAUAGUAAGGGUGAAGCAGAACCCUCUACUCGAAGCGAAGCCUCCUCCAGAGGUGGUCAGCACUGUCAGUUUCUUCUUUGGCAACCUCUUCAGGGCCUCGUUUCAGAGCUUUCGACUGAUCAGAUCCUACUCAUGAACACCAAAUCACACUCAUGGAAGACGAUUAGCAUGCAAAGAUGAUACCGAAAAAAGUUAGGUACGACAUCAAAGACAAACAUCCAGCAGCAACACUCUGUAGAUAGUCCAGGAUGAGAAGUAUACCGAAUGUGAUGGAAGGAUGAGCAAUAAUUACACUAUUGUAAAUAGACACUAUUUGAUGUACAUAGAUGGCAUGCUCUUUUAAGUCCAAGGAAUCCAUCCAAUGCAUUUGGUGU
Molecule: messenger RNA, 1774 nt
Organism: Musa acuminata subsp. malaccensis (wild Malaysian banana)
Lineage: Eukaryota; Viridiplantae; Streptophyta; Magnoliopsida; Zingiberales; Musaceae
Source: RefSeq, a predicted model, not a curated record